Messenger RNA from Paramuricea clavata, 1747 nucleotides. NCBI's taxonomy places the organism in Eukaryota, Metazoa, Cnidaria, Anthozoa, Malacalcyonacea, Plexauridae. The record is from the annotation of a GenBank genome assembly.
AUGAGUACAAUGUUCCUGGCGUUGAGGACAAAGUUACUGGUGCUGACUACAAGGUUCCUGCCGCUGAGGACAAGGUUCCUGCCGCAGAGAACAAGGUUCCUGCCGCUGAGUACAAGGUUCCUGGCGCUGAGGACUAGUUUCUUGGCGCUGAAGAAAAGGUUCCUGGCGCUCAGGGCGAGGUUCUUGUCGCUGAGGACUAGGUUCCUGGCGAUGAGAACAAGGUUCCUGUCGCUGAAGACAAGGUUCCUAGCGCUGAGGACAAGGCUCCUGGCGCUGAAGACAAGUCGUCUGGCGCUCAGGAAAAGGCUUCUUUACGCUGAGGAAAAGGCUUUUGACACUGAGAACAAGAUUGCUCCGCUGAGGACAAGGAUCCUGGCGCUGAGGAAAAGGGUCCUGGCACUGGGGAAAAGGCUCCUGGCGCUGAGCACAAGGCUCCUUGCGCUGAUGACAAGUUUCAUGGCGCUGAGGACAAGGCUGCUGGCGCUGAGGACAAGGUUCGUAUCGCUGAGGACAAGGCCCCUGGCGCUGAGGACAAGGUUCCUGGCGCUGAGGACAAGAUUACAGGGGCUGAGGACAAGGCUCCUAUCGGUUAAGAGAAUGCUUCUGGCGCUAAAGAAAAGGCUUCUGGCGCUGAGGAAAGGCUUCUGGCACUGAGAACAAGGCUCCGGGCGCUGAGGACAAGGCUCCUGGUGCUGAUCACAAGGUUCCUUGUGCUAAGGACAAGGUUCAUGGUGCUGAUGACAGGGUACCUUGCUAUGUGGACUAGGUUUCUAACGCUGAGGAUAAGGUUCUUAUCGCUUAGGGCAAGGUUCCUAGCGCUGAAGACAAGGUUCCUGGCGCUGAGGACAUGGUUCCUGGCGCUGAGGACAAGGUUCCUUCCGCUGAGGACAAGGUUCCUGCCGCUGAAAACAAGGUUUGUUCCGUUGAAGACAAGGUUCCUGGCGCUGAGGACAAGGGUAGUGGUGCUGAGGACCAUGUUCCCACGGGUGAGGACAAGGUUUCUGCCGCUGAGGUCAAGGUUCCUGCCGCUGAAAACAAGGUUCCUGCCGCUGAGGACAAGGUUCCUGGCGCUGAGGACAAAGUUCCUGGCGCUAAAGACAAGGUUCCAGGCGCUUUGGGCAAGGUUCUUGUCGCUGAGUACUAGGUUACUGACAAUGAGUACAAGAUUCCUGUCGCUGAAGACAAGGUCCCUGGCGCUGAGGACAAGGUUCCCGGCGCUGAGGACAAGGUUCCUGGCUCUGAGGAGAAGGUUCCUGGCGCUGAGGAAAAAGUUCCUGGCCCUGAGCUCAGGGUUUCUGGCCCUGAGCUCAGGGUUCCUGGCGCUGAGGACAAAGUUACUGGCGGUGAGGACAAGUUUUCUGCCGCUGAGGAUAAGGUUUCUCCCGCUUAGGACAAGGUUUAUGGCGCUGAGGGCAAGGUUUCUGAUUAUGAGGGCAAGGUACCUAGCGCUGGGAACAUGGUUCCUGGCGCUUAGGACAAGGUUCCUGCCGCUGAGGAUAUGGUUUCUGUCACUGAGGAUAAGGCUCCUCCCGCUGAGGACAAGGUUCCUUUGGCUGACGACAAGGUUCGUUCCACUGAGGAGAAGGUUCCUGGCGCUGAGGACAAGGUUACUGCUGCUGUGGGCAUGGUUCCUGGCGCUGAGGACAAGGUUUCUCUCGCUGAGGACAAGGUUCCUGGCUUUGAAGACAAGGUUUCUGUCGCUGAGGACAAGGUUCCUGGCGUUGAGGACAAGGUUCCUGUCGCUUAG